Anas platyrhynchos (mallard) is the source of this 6580-nucleotide messenger RNA. It is a transcript of the gene HS6ST3, whose product is annotated as heparan sulfate 6-O-sulfotransferase 3. Lineage: Eukaryota; Metazoa; Chordata; Aves; Anseriformes; Anatidae. Gene Ontology annotation, molecular function: heparan sulfate 6-sulfotransferase activity. The record is from RefSeq and is a predicted model, not a curated record. Gene Ontology annotation, cellular component: membrane.
GGCUGGAGAGUUGUCGGCGCCGCUCGGCAGCGCGGGGCUGCGGGAGGCGAGAGCCGGGCGCCCGCUGCCGCCGCCGCCGGCCGGGGAGCGCCGGAGCCGAGCCGGGCAUGGCCGCGCCGGGCUGAGCCGAGCCCGGGGCGGCGAGCAGCUAUGCCGCCCGCGCGAGGGGAGCCGGGCGGGACGCCCGCCCUGGCAGCGGCCGGCAGCGCCUGAGCCCGCUCCGUGCCGUGCCCCGCGCGCCGCCAUGGACGAGCGCUUCAACAGGUGGCUGCUGCCGCCGCUGCUGGCGCUGCUCUUCCUGCUCAUCGUCUACCAGUACGUGUCGCCCGCCUGCCCCGGCGCCGCCUGCCCCCGCCGCCCGCCGGCCUCCGCCGCCCGGCGCGGAGGGGACGCGGCGGACGAGGAGGAGGCGGAGGAGGCGGCGGCGGCGGCGGCGCUGCCGCGGCUGGUGCCCAAGUUCCCGUUCGCGCGGGGGGAGCUGUGCCGCCGGGUGCGCUUCGACAUGCGGGGCCGCGACGUGAUCGUCUUCCUGCACAUCCAGAAGACGGGCGGCACCACCUUCGGGCGGCACCUGGUGCGCAACAUCCGCCUGGAGCAGCCCUGCUACUGCCGCGCCGGCCAGAAGAAGUGCGCCUGCCACCGCCCGGGCGGCGACAAGGACACCUGGCUCUUCUCCCGCUUCUCCACCGGCUGGAGCUGCGGGCUGCACGCCGACUGGACCGAGCUCACCAGCUGCGUGCCCGCCGCCAUGGAGCGCCGCGGCUGCGCCGGCAACCGCACCCUCAGGAACUUCUAUUACAUCACGAUGCUGAGGGAUCCGGUGUCACGAUACUUGAGUGAAUGGAAGCACGUCCAGAGGGGCGCGACAUGGAAAACUUCCCUUCAUAUGUGUGAUGGAAGAAGCCCGACACCAGAUGAGCUGCCUACCUGUUACGAGGGCGACGACUGGUCUGGAGUCAGUUUAGAGGAGUUCAUGGACUGCAGCUACAACUUAGCCAACAACCGCCAGGUGCGCAUGCUGGCAGAUCUCAGCCUGGUGGGGUGUUACAACUUGACUUUUAUGAACGAGAGCGAGAGGAAUAUGAUUCUUCUCCAAAGCGCCAAGAACAAUCUGAAAAACAUGGCCUUCUUUGGCCUCACCGAAUUUCAGAGGAAAACACAGUAUCUCUUCGAGAGGACAUUCAACCUGAAGUUCAUUUCCCCUUUCACCCAGUUCAACGUUACGCGGGCCUCCAAUGUGGACAUCGGUGAGGAUGUGCGGCAGCGGAUAGAGGAGCUGAACUUCUUGGACAUGCAGCUGUACGAAUACGCCAAGGACCUGUUCUUGCAGCGCUUCCAGUACUCCAAGCAAGAGGAGCAUCAGAUGAACCGGCUAAAGAGGCGAGAGGAGCGGAGGCUGCUGCGGGAGCAGAGAGCUCAUCAGUGGCCAAGGGAAGAGGUGGCAGAAGUUGCCGUUACUGAAGAUUACAAUAGCCAGGUGGCAAGGUGGUGAUGCUCCUCCAGCUUGACUAACCCAUAAGAGGAUCAGAGGCUCAUACUUUGUGUAACUUGGCUACCUGAAAAUCAGCCAAGGAAGGCCAACCGCUUUGGUAAAUGAGACAGCAUCUGACAGCUACCCUUCCUUGUCUCAGUUUUUCUUGGUUUCUGUCAGUGAGGAGAACAUUUUUUUUUUCUAACUAGGCAUUAAUAGUGUUAUUAAAUAGCAGUAGAAUAGAUUCCUAUCCAAACAGACUUCCUGCAAAGCCCUAAGCUAUGAGAAUGGGUUGAAGAGAAAGCUAUAUCCACGACAUUAACAGAUGUAACCUAUACAAUCUGAGCUACCAAACCUUGUGCAGGCAUGAAUCAAAAUUGAAAAAAAAAAAAUAAUCUGUUUUGGUUCCUCUGUGAUGUGCGAGCUGGUUUAUUUAAUAUUGUCCUUUGCAACUGUAGUGUGUAGCUUUCUAGUGGAUGAAAUGGAGGUAAACAUACUGCCCUUCAAACUUAUACACGCUGUGUUUUGAUUAAGGAAAGCAUUUGCUGGGCUGAUUAAAAAAGACCUAGGAAAUGUGGGAUUGGUACAGUGCUUGUUGUUUUCUGUAAGCCCUCAGUCAGGGAUGAUUUGCAAGUGAAGUGGGGGGUUUAACUUAUUUUUCUGCAGAUGUUAAGAGUAUCAAACCCAGUCAGGUAGCAGUCAUCUUUCAGAGUGUGUGUGGCAAAGGGGAAGCCAGAGUGCAAAAACUGAGAAAUAAGGUAGGUCCUCACUGAAGCUGCGCACACAUUGCCCAUAUUACCUGCCUGUCGGCAAUGAAAUAAGCCUUCACAUUCACAAAAGGUGAAGAGGGGCCCAGCAAACUACAGGGAAGAGGAAAGAGAGAGCAGGAAAAGCUUAAAUAUUAGUGUGACAUUAUCCAGAUUUGCUUUAAAAGCCUGGAGAUAUAUUGUCUGUGAAGAUAGGCAGGUUUAUGAUAUAGUCUGUUAAAGUACAUUGAUUCCAAGUGAACACAAUUUAAAUUGGUUUUCUCUCUAACUAUGGUAGUGGCUACAACAUAUUAAAAAAAAAAAUCAGCUUUCAUUUUUAUAGGAUAAAUAAUAGAUAUGUGGAAAGACUUGAUAUUUAUUACUCUGUAUGAAGAUUCUUUGUAAAUUUAUUGCUUUCAUGAAGAGAGAUCUGCAUCUGUUUUUCUUCCUUGUCUACAAAGAUUCAAUGGGUUCUUCCUCCACACAUUGCAUUCUUAACUGCAUCUAUUUAUUCUGAGAUUUUUUCUUGUUUCCAUUUGUGGUAGUGGAAUUUUAAAAAGAAGGUCCUUUGCAUCAUAGAUCUUUGAGAGAUUUUUUUUCCUUCUUCUUCUAGCAUAAAUCUAAAGCAUUAGGAGGAAAUUUCUCUAAGUGCCUCAAUGUGGCUGCUAAAUCAAGAUGCUGAAAGUAUAUUAUUGCAUGCAUGAAUGGCUUUUACCUUACAGAUUUGCUAAUUAGAGAUACUGGAGUACCUGAUAUGGAUGCACAUUUCUUGGUUAUUUUCAAAAUUCAAGGGUUUUAGCUAGUCAUUUUAAUGUGUUGCAGAAAACAAGGCUGAUUUUGAAACUUUAUCCCUUCAUUUCCAAAAUGUUAUUUUUAGUGCAUGCUGUAUCUUUUUUAGUUCCAACAAUGUUAUUGCUAUUUAUCUAUGCACAAUAUCAAAAACACGAUCUAACAAUCCUGUUGAGAGUUAAUGCAUACAAUAAUAUGUUAAACAUGGAACAUUGUAAAGAAUAUUAAGAAGUGAAGAAGGCUACUGGGACAAUGCCUCAUUAUCAAUGUAGUUUAUUAGCAAAGCGCUGCUUUACACCAGUGUGCUACUUUUGUGGUAAGCAGGGAGUUUGGGGCUCUAAUGCCUGUUCCCUUGGUGGAUCACAUGCAUCUCCUCCCACCUCUGCCUUCAGAAGGGAAAACACAGGGCAGCAGAGAGCCAUUCUGCUGCCCAAAUGUGGGAUGUCCAUCUCAAAGAAGACUCCCCUGACCGUUCUGACUGGAUCCCCACUGCCUUGAAGAGGCGCUCAGGCUCCUUUCUCACAUAGAAACACCUACGUUCAGAGGUUUGAACUGAAACUUUUACAGUCUGAGACUAAAGCUCACUCUGCACGUCCUGUCUGUGGGACAGUGGGGCCACUAAGAGCCAGGCUGGACCAGUACUCUUGCAUCUUUAGCACAGCACUGGCCCUGGCCCUGCAGAGGGCAGGAGGCUUCCUGCUGGUCAAACAUUCCUGGGCCCAUUGCUGCAUCUCCUCCUGUGCUUCAGAUUGUGUGGCGAGAGAGGGGAUGGGAGCCUGUGGCACCCCAUACACCAUGUCCAGGAUUUGUGGGUGCUUUUUUUGUCUCUGUGAGCACAGGGAGCUGAGGAUGCCAGAGGUGACCCUGGAGGGCCCUAUGGGUUGGGCAGGAGUCAGGGCUGCUGGUGGGCCUGUGGGAGAGAAACCAAGUGCAUGGAAUGAAAGAUGCAAGCUCAUACUUGGAUUAAGGAGGAUGAUAAACAAGAAAGCAGAAUCAGUCCGAGACCAUCUUUUGUUGUAAAGCAUCCCUAAGCACCCAAGAGAGUCCCUUUUCUCAUGUCCCUGCCUCUUUCCCCUACAGGCCACCUCUCCACACCGCUCACAGCAACAGGGUCCUCUUUUUUCAUUUUGAAAACACUGCAUUAUUUUUUCAGGAGAGAAGAGAGAGAGAGAGAGCAGAAAUUGUUCCCUGCAGCCUCACCAGUUGCUGUUAGUAUCAGUUUCAGCUCUCUAAGCACACCAACAGUUCUCCAGACUAUUCCUUCUGCAUGACACAAAACAAAACCUAAUGAGGAAAAUCAAAGCAGUCUUUGGGCGGUUUGCAUUAGCUUUAAUAGUUUGGCAAUACCUUAAUGUGAUGCCUAACCUUUUAGUCAGUCAUUUCCCAGGAGACGAGAUUAGGGUCCUGAAGAGCUGCUAAUGUGCUGUAGCAUCUAUGUUAACAGGAUUUGCCUUAAUGCUUGGGAUUUAUUUAAAAUUGAAGUUUUUUGUUGUGUGUGUGUGUUUUUUUUUUUCUUCUAUUUUCUUUUUUUCUUUCUCCUGGAGCCUGUGUAUCAUAAUUGCACUGGUUGUGCAGGAACGGGCAGCAAGCAUCUGGGAUCUUGCCAUUACCAAAGCCCACGGCUCCAGCAGCUCCCACCCCAGCUACAGCAGUAGAUUCAGCAAACUCCCUUCACUAACACUGCUGCUGUCCUUAGCAGAAAUUCUCUGCACAUCAAAAAUCAAGCAGUUUUAAAAUACUUUCAGGCUGACUUCUUCUAACACACAGGCUUGCAGCUUUUUCCUCUCGGGCACAGCACCCAAAAUAUUGUAGAGCAAAAGCAGCCUAAAAGCAGAAUAAAGGUUCACAUCUCUGUUAUUCCAGGUCUUCAUUGCUCUGACAGCACAGGCUUCCCUGUAAUUACAGUGUCUUGUUUAAGAUCAGAGAGCAGUGUGUUCCUUUUGAAACCUUCAUGAGCAGCGAUGCUAUAGGAUUUCUGUCCAUCUUCCUGGCAUUAUUUUGUUGCUUAAACAAGGCAAUUUGGCUUCUGCUACUGUGGUGCUGAAACAAAUCUCAUUCUUUUGUAAUGGAGAUGUACGUACUAAUCUCUCCCAUCGCAUCUUCAGCACUGGCUGCCUUUUCCAGUUAUAAUUUGCUGUAGGCUUGGAGCAGACAGAGAAACAUGCUGUGUUGUUAAAACGGGUUCCUGGUAAUUUGAUGUCUAGUCCAAGAACUUGGCCUAUUGCCUAUGGGCCGUACUUUAUUAGAGAAGGAAAAUUUGUCCUCUCUUCCCCAGUCAUCAGUGCUAACAAUAAAAAGCUUUUUCACCAUGGGGAAAGGGAAAAAAAGAUGGUUUCUUGUGUUUGGUAUUACUCACUGCAGUUGUGUUAACAAUGAGGUUGGAAUAGCCUUGCUAGGGCUUCUACCCAGUAUGUGGUAUUUAUCUGCAGUUCACUCAAAACAGAAGUAGAGAGUGAAAAACUGAAGGAAGUCAGAUCCACAGCCGAAUUCCUAACUUCAGUGUAUCUACUCAACAAAACCAAGUGGCGAGUCACAUCACCCUUCAGUCUGAAAGUGUUUCAGAGUGGGCAUCCUCUACCAGGAGGGUCUUGUUUCCUACACAUUUUCAAGAGGCUCAAGUACCAGUAACUGGGAGUGAGUGUGUGUUGUUGGGGCCCUUUCUCAAGUUGGCCUUCCUGUUAACACAUUUCAUUUGGCACUGGUGGGUUCUUGUGUCCAACAUCCAGUCCUCUACCAGUACUGAGCACUGAUGCUAUAAAACUCGUUAUCUCACUGGCACUUUUCUUCACCAUUGCUGUUCCUCUGAUACACAUGAAUUUAUUUAUUUAUUUUUAUUGGAUAGAGAAUAUCUAUUUUCCAGGUUGGUGGAGAUUACCCUGUAAGAGGUCCUGAGAUGAAUAACCACAAUAAAAUUAUUCUGAUAGAGUAGAUUGCUGUGUCUGCCUUACCCAUGGUAAAAGCAUACUCAGAAAAGGUACCCAGCUUGCAUUGAAACACUUCCUGUAGUUUGGUUCUUGUAAUACUUUCUCAAUAUUUUGGGGAGAGAAAUAGAUUCCUACAAUAUCCUUCAUUUGUUUUGUUUUGUUUUGUUUUGUUUGUUUUUCUUGGCCAUAUCACAAGCUCUGUGAUUUCAAAUAAAUCUUUGAAGUGAGAAAAUGAAUAAAUCAGGAGUUCCCAUCAGUUGCCAUAUUUGAGAUGAAAGGGUAAAUUAAUAGACUGUAAAUUAUUUUAUUCUUUAGGGAUUUUCCUUCUGUUUAUGUGCAAUAAUGUGUGUGAACUCUGCUACUAAGAGAUUGUAUUGUGACUAACCAUAUCUACUUUUAUUCCUAUUUAAAGGAUAGUUUGUAGACCUAGGGGUUUUCAUUGAUGUAAAGCACAAUUUAAUGAAUUAUUUAAUGUGUUUAACCAUUGUGGUGUCAAAAGCAAUUGUUUUCAUAUAUUUAUUUGUUGGUGGUUUUCUGUAAAUUGAUACUCAUUAAGAAAUCUGUUAAAAAUGAAGAAGUUUUGUUGAAUAUUGUUGGGUCCAUGAAUAACUUAUGAGCAACAAAUAAACAUUGAUUGCAUUUUUGAAACA